Molecule: messenger RNA, 1043 nt
Organism: Neoarius graeffei (lesser salmon catfish)
Lineage: Eukaryota; Metazoa; Chordata; Actinopteri; Siluriformes; Ariidae
Product: histone-lysine N-methyltransferase PRDM7-like
Exons: 4
Coding region: 296-751 (151 amino acids)
Cellular component (GO): nucleus
Source: RefSeq, a predicted model, not a curated record
UGGUGGCGGUAACGCGUCCAGUAGCUGCUUCUCCAACCGCCAGAAAACACUGGAGAAGAAAAAGCCGCUGCUCGUCUGAGCCGCUUUAGCCCCUCGAGUUAUAAAAAUAAAAACGCGUUUUUGUGUCUGGCUCUGAGGAUUUAAAACCCUUUAGCCCCUCGAGUUAUAAAAAUAAAAACACAUUAUUGUGUCUGGCUCUGAGGAUUUAAAACCCUUUAGCCCCUCGAGUUAUAAAAAUAAAAACGCGUUAUUGUGUCUGGCUCUGAGGAUUUAAAACCCUGAGCUGUGUGAGGACAUGAAAACGGAGACAUCCAUGGAUGGAGAGACCUCAGAAGCCUGUGUGAAGAAAGAGGAGACGCUGGAGCUGAAUAUCGACAGCUAUGGAGACGAUCUCGACAACCCACCUGAAGGUCUCUCUGUUAAAGUGGAAGAUCCUGACGAUAAAGACUAUCUCUACUGUGAAGUUUGCAAAUCCUUCUUCCUCAACAAAUGCGAGGUUCAUGGACCACCCCUCUUCAUCCCCGAUACUCCUGUUCCCAUGGGAGUCCCUGACCGAGCCAGACAAACACUUCCUCCUGGGCUAGAAAUCCAGAAGUCCAGUAUUCCUGAUGCAGGCCUAGGAGUGUUUAAUAAGGGGGAGACUGUUCCAGUAGGUGCACACUUCGGCCCCUGCCAGGGAGAGCUGGUGAACCGAGAGGAAGCCAAGAACAGUGGAGACUCCUCGGUUAUGAUAUGUGGAGUAGUGGUGUAAAUCGCAAGUUUGAGCACAAUGCGGUCCGACAUCGGUUCUUUUAGCCAGUGUGGUGGAACUUGCCUGUUAAUAAAAAAAAUACUAGUAACACCUCAGUGCUCAAGUUGUCUGUGUCUAUGCGUCAGCCCUGUGAUGACCUGGUGACUUGUCCAGGGUGUACCCCGCCUUUUGCCCGUAGUCAGCUGGGAUAGGCUCCAGCUUGCCUGCGACCCUGUAGAACAGGAUAAAGCGGCUAGAGAUGAUGAGAUGAGACAGUAUAUACCCGGUGUGCUGUGAGACAAAGUGAAGUGUG